AUGUGUAGUGACAUCCAUGAACACAUUAGCCUACGGAUAGGGUAUAUGGGGCACUUGCAAGAUUACGUAUUCGUACCAGGACAAGGACCUACACAACGCCAAGCACACGCGAUAAUUGCACAAGGCCUCACUGAGAUCAGCCCGAUACGCGAAGACCCGGUUAUUGGUGCUACUAGGGUUGCCAACGGGGUUGCUAUGCAACCACAUACGUAUAUACAAACACAGCAGCACCCAGUACAAGAAGCACGAGAACGAAAGAAACAACAACAACACCACCACCACCAACAACAACGGGAUGUGGAUAGACGGGUGUAUGUAGAUCAACAGCGACAAGGGGUUCGUGGGUUUAGUGAUCAAGUUCGCACACAGAAUGUACAAAUACCGGCCCACGCACAGCAACUAGCGCCGCAAACAAGUAGUAAGCAUAUUCAGAACGAUACACCACUCCAAACUAGUAGUUAUACACAGAAAGACACGCAACAAUACCAACAGCCACGACCACAGGCGUACGAUGGCUAUGAGGAAGAACAUACACAAGAACAGGCGAGGACUUCGCGUCCAUACCCACCGGCAGAGACCACCCCUCAACCACAGCAAAGGACCCGCAACCCACACGAGCAGUCACAUAUGCAACAACAACAUCAACAAAAGAGACAGCAACAAGUACAAGUACAACAACAACAACAUCAACACCAACAAAAUCGACAGCAACAAGUACAAGUGCAACAACAACAACAGCCUCAAGCCAAACAUCACAGACCUCGUGUCACGCACUACGUCAAGGUGGCUGCAUCGCCUCCAUCUUCUGUAUACACUACGUGCACCAACACAGACACACACUCACGAGGAAUAGCCAUGGACGAGCCCAGACUCAGCCACUCUACUUUAGCAGAUUCAUGGGUAGACCCUAUGGAGUCCUCGAGAAGGAAUGCAUCAACGAGGGCGGGGUCUUGGGCCAAUACUGGGAAUGGUUCGGAUAUGGGUUCCUCUAUGAGCACUUCGUGGGUACGUACAGAUAGUGGUGAUUACGAGUACGAUUACGAAGAGGUGGACGAAAUCAACCGUGUGCUGGAUGCUGCUGUUACGUGCCCCAUACACUAGUAUAUAUAUAUAUAUAUAUAU
This is a messenger RNA of Sphaeroforma arctica JP610, 1122 nucleotides long. RefSeq lists its product as hypothetical. Lineage: Eukaryota; Ichthyosporea; Ichthyophonida. The transcript has 2 exons. The coding region runs from base 1 to 1101 and encodes 366 amino acids. The record is from RefSeq and is a predicted model, not a curated record.